Messenger RNA from Staurois parvus, 315 nucleotides. NCBI's taxonomy places the organism in Eukaryota, Metazoa, Chordata, Amphibia, Anura, Ranidae. The record is from the annotation of a GenBank genome assembly.
GCCCAUGCUCAAAAAGAAUAAGACUACUGGGACUUUGUACUCUGCAGUAAUGAGACCAAGAUAGAUGUUUUUGGAAUGGAUGGCUUCAAAACUGUAUGGUGUCACAAAGGUGAGGCGUACAAAGAAAAAUGCAUGGUGCCUACAGUGGAACAUGGUGGUGGCAGUGUUCUUUUGUGGGGCUGCAUGAGUGCUGCUAGUGUUGGGGAGGUGCAUUUCAUUGAUGGUAUCAAGAAUUCACAGACAUACUGCUCUAUAUCGAAAGAGAAGUUUUCCAACAUGACAAUGAUAUAUCUAAGGCCACUGUUGCAUUUCUGA